Amblyraja radiata (thorny skate) is the source of this 3219-nucleotide messenger RNA. Its product is annotated as sterol O-acyltransferase 2. The record is from RefSeq and is a predicted model, not a curated record. The transcript is spliced from 16 exons. Lineage: Eukaryota; Metazoa; Chordata; Chondrichthyes; Rajiformes; Rajidae. Gene Ontology annotation, cellular component: endoplasmic reticulum membrane. The coding region runs from base 215 to 1819 and encodes 534 amino acids. Gene Ontology annotation, molecular function: cholesterol O-acyltransferase activity; fatty-acyl-CoA binding; cholesterol binding. Gene Ontology annotation, biological process: cholesterol efflux; cholesterol metabolic process.
GAAAGGGUUAAAAAUCAGUCCCCAAGGACUGGGGCAAAGAGCUUGUGUCUAUCUUCUUGAUUGGAAGGUCACAGCUACAGCCACUUGGAGGAUUACAACACUGCAUAUCUUUGUGAGUCGGUACAAAGGCCGACAGUCACUGAAGUUGAUCUAGAAGCUCAGGAGCAGCGGGACUGGAGGUGAGCUGUGAGUGGGAUCGCGAAUUCCAAGAAGGAUGAAUGAAUGCAUGGAAGAAUCCAAAGUCCGGGAGAGGAAGAAGCAAUCCAAAGAAAACAGCAUGCAAAAUGCUGCAGGAAAUGAUUCUGCAGAUCAUGGCAAUGACCUCGAUCACCCAAUUGCCUGGAAGAAACAUAUUAAGGAUAUGAAGGUAGAAUUGUUGGAUCAGUUCAAAGGUCACCUGAGCGAGCUGCUAGACAGAGCCGCAGAAGAAUCCAUUGAGUCCUAUUCACACUAUAAACAAGAGACAAAGUCCCAGGAGUCAGGACACAGGAACAGGGGCAAGAACAUUGCGACAUUGAAAGGAAAAGUCUUUGUGAAUCGAUGCUCGAUCCUCGACGAGCUGUUCGAGAACCCCCACAUUCAGACGAUAUACCACAUGUUCAUCGCCCUCUUCAUCGUCUUCGUUGUCAGUACCAUGGCGGUCGAGUUCAUUGACGAGGGAAGGCUCAUCCUAGACUUUGAUAUGCUGGUGUACGCUUUUGGGAAAUUCCCCAGGGUGUUUGUCACCUGGACCUGCCUCUUCCUCUACACGCUGACUGUGCCCUACAAAGCUCUAGACAUGUGGGGCAGCUCGUACCAGCUGGCCAGAUACCCUCGCCUCGCCACCCUGGCCCUGGGCUUGGUGCUGGUCGUGUGCCAAGUCUGCGUCCUUGGAAUCUACCCUAUCUACACCGUCAUUCAUUACCAGUUGCCCCCAGCCUCGAGGUUCAUUGUGAUCUUGGAACAGCUUCGAUUAGCGAUGAAGAGUUACUCUUACAUACGGGAAAAUGUUCCCAAAGUGUUGAAGGCGAAACGAUCGCAAGGUGAAGUGCUUCAGAUGCCAGCGUUCUCCUGUUACCUUUACUUCUUGUUCUGCCCCACCCUCAUCUAUCGCGACUCAUAUCCCAGGACUCCAAAGAUCAGAUGGAAGUACGUGGCCCUGAACUUUGCUCAGGCCCUUGGCUGCCUCUUCUACUUGUACUUCAUCUUGGUGAGGCUCUGCAUCCCAGUGUUCACCAACAUGAGCAAACAGCCGUUCAGCACCAAGACGCUUGUCCUCUCGAUAUUCAACGCCACCUUACCAGGAACCUUCAUCCUGCUCCUCUUCUUCUACUCCUUCCUCCACUGCUGGCUGAACGCCUUUGCCGAGAUGCUCCGCUUCGGGGACCGCAUGUUCUACAAGGACUGGUGGAACUCCACCUCCUUCGCCAACUACUACCGCACCUGGAACGUGGUCGUCCACGACUGGCUCUACAACUACACCUACACCGACCUGGUCUGGAUACUGGGCAAGAGGUUCCGCGUGGCUGCAAUGCUGUCUGUCUUCAUCCUGUCUGCCAUGGUCCACGAGUACGUGCUGACGCUGUGCCUGGGCUACUUCUACCCUGUCAUGUUCUGCCUCUUUGCCAUCUUGGGAGUAUUCUUCAACUUCAUCUUCAAUGACAGCAGGACGGGCCCCGGCUGGAACAUCAUGAUGUGGGUUUUCCUCUUCAUCGGCCAGGGCAUCCAGGUGUGCCUGUACUGCCAGGAGUGGUACGCACAGAUCCACUGCCCCGUCACUGAGAGGCAUUUCUGGGCGUUGGUGACUCCGCGCUCCUGGUACUGUCGACCAGAGGCCUAAGCCGAUUCCUGAUGUUCUCCCGUGGUUGUGUUCAUCAUAGUGAUCGCUUGAGUGAGAGGCUUUGAUUCCACGACACUCUCUGUGUCACUUAUGUCAAUUCAUCAUUUCAUCACCCAUUGAGCUGCGCACAGUCCUGCCCCUCGCCCCCUGAAAGGUCCAUCAGAGCCACUAGUCCCAUUUACCUAGUCCCAUCUACCUGCUCCUACACAUGCACCUGUCCAAGUCUCUUUUAAAUGUUGUUAUAGAACCUACCACAACUACUUCCUCUGGCAGCUCGUUCCAUACACCCACCACCCUCUGUGUAUAAAAAGUUGCCCCCCGAGUUCCCCUCUCACCUUAAGCCGAUGUCAUCUGGUUCUUGAUUCCCCUACUCUGAAUAAAAGAUUCAUCCGAUCUAUUCCUCUCAUGAUUUUGUACACCUCUAUAAGAUCACCCCUCAUCCUCCUGCGCUUUAAGGAAUAGAGUCCCAGCCUGCUCAACCUCUCCCUGUAGCUCAGACCCUCGAGUCCUGGCAACAUCCUCGUAAAUCUUCUCUGCGCCCUCUCCAGCUUGGCAACAUCUUCCCUACAGCAGAGUGACCAAAACUGAACACCAAUGCUCCAAAUGCAGCCUCACCAAUGUCUUGUACAUCUGUAACAUAACAUCCCCACUGGAAUACUCCAUACUCUGCCUGUUGAAGGCCAAUGUGCUGAAAGCUUCUUCUUGUGGGAUAUUUCCUCAGUUGGGCAGAGCAAUUCCUUCUCUCCAUUCCUUCUCUCCAGAGAUGCUGCCUGUCCCGCUGAGUUACUCCAGCUAUUUAUGUGUCUGAACUCAUUCGCAGGAUGAGACCUCUGCACUGAUGGACACCUCCGCUCAGUCCGCCUUAACCUACCUGAUCUCCUGGUUGCUAAACACUUCAACUCCCCCUCCCAUUCCCACACCGACCUCUCUGCCUGGGCCUCCUCCAUUGUCAGAGUGAGGCCCAGCGCAAAUUGGAGGAACAGCACCUCAUAUUUCACUUGGGCAGCUUACACCCCAGCGGUAUGAACAUUGACUUCUCCAACUUCAGAUAGCCCUUGCUUUCCCUCUCCCUUCCCAGUUCUCCAACCAGUCUGACUGUCUCCGACUACAUUCUAUCUCUGUCCCGCCCCCUCCCCUGACAUCAGUCUGAAGAAGGGUCUCAACCCGAAACAUCACCCAUUCCUUUUAUCCAGAGAUGUUGCCUGUCCCGUUACUCCUUUUUGUGUCUAUCUUUGGUUUAAACCAGUGUUUGCAGUUCCUUCCUAUUAAUAAUACAACUCUACUUUGAUGCAGAGCCGUUUCUGUACGUUGAUCGAAGGUUGCGAAUGUGGCCGUGAGAAUGGGUUUUUUCUUCUUCUUGUCACGGGAUAUUCUGUGAAAUAAAUUCUCCCGAUCUCUCA